Molecule: messenger RNA, 2028 nt
Organism: Silurus meridionalis
Lineage: Eukaryota; Metazoa; Chordata; Actinopteri; Siluriformes; Siluridae
Gene: matk
Product: megakaryocyte-associated tyrosine kinase
Exons: 13
Coding region: 159-1517 (452 amino acids)
Biological process (GO): protein phosphorylation
Molecular function (GO): protein tyrosine kinase activity; ATP binding; protein binding
Source: RefSeq, a predicted model, not a curated record
CAACAGUUCACUAAAUCUAGAUAACCCCAAUGCGAUCCUCAUAUUCUCAGUGUGCGCCGUUGAACGCUGCAUAAACAUGGAGUUCUAAACUACAAGGUCUGGAUAUCUCUUGACGCUGGCCUACUUUCUCCUUUGACUUACAUUUCCUCUCUGUAACGAUGUCUAGGAAAACAUGGCCUCCUGGUACGCACUGUGUCGCCAAAAGUGACCACACAAAACCUAAACCCAAUGAAAUUUUCUAUCGCAAAGGAGACAUCCUUACCAUUUUGGGUUUGGAGUUGUUAAUGGGAAAGGCCAUCUACCGUGCCAAGCACAACAGGACUGGCGAGGAAGGUAUGAUCCAUGCUUCUAACAUGCGCGAACGUGAAGCCCUGCGUGUAGACCCCAGUCUCAGCCUCAUGCCGUGGUUCCAUGGGAAGAUCUCCGGUCCAGAGGCUGUCAGCAAACUGCAGCCGAUGGAGGAUGGUCUGUUUUUAGUGCGCGAGUCCAUUCGGCAUCCCGGGGACUACGUCCUGUGCGUAAGCUUCAAGCAAGAGGUGCUUCAUUACCAUGUGAUCUACCAGGAAUCCAAGCUGACAAUUGACAAGACGCAGUACUUCUACAACCUCAUCGACAUGGUGGAGUUCUACUCGAAGAACAAAGGCAUCAUUGCCACCACGCUGCAGAAACCUAAAGAGAAAGAGGGCACUAAGUCAGCAGCGCUGCAGCUAUCAAGAACUGGCUGGCUAUUAGAUCUCUCAAAACUAACUUUGGGAGAAAGUAUCGGAACCGGCGAGUUUGGAGAAGUGUUUCGGGGAGAGUACAUGGGCAGGAAGGUGGCAGUCAAAAACAUAAAGUCAGAUGUCACUGCUCAAGCUUUCCUGGACGAAACUUCUGUUAUGACAAAACUGCAGCAUAAGAAUCUGGUGCAGUUAUUAGGAGUGAUUCUCCACAAUGGCCUCUACAUCAUCACGGAAUUUAUGGCAAAGGGAAAUCUGGUGAAUUACCUGCGAUCACGAGGACGCUCAGUAAUCACCACAGCUGAACUCCUGCAAUACGCUCUAGAUGUGUGUGAAGGGAUGGAAUAUCUCGAGUCAAAGAAACUCGUACACCGGGACCUGGCUGCCCGUAACAUCCUUAUAUCUGAGGAUAAUGUGGCCAAGAUCAGUGAUUUUGGUCUGGCAAUGGCUGAUUGUAAGAGCAUUGAUAGCACAAAGUUACCUGUGAAAUGGACUGCACCUGAGGCUUUAAAUAACAAGAAGUUCUCUACACGAUCAGAUGUUUGGAGUUAUGGUGUACUUCUAUGGGAAACGUUCUCCUUUGGCAGACAGCCCUACCCCAAGAUGACUCUGAAGCAGGUGAAGGAGCAGGUGGAGGAUGGAUACCGCAUGGAGCCGCCUGAAUGCUGUCCAUCUGACAUCUAUGCCAUCAUGAGACACUGCUGGGAGAAGGACCCCAAAAUGCGACCGUCGUUUCAGAAGCUCAGAGAGCUUUUACAAGUGGAACUGAACAAACACGAGUCCACCGCAGCGUCUUGACAUCAUCGUCUCCAUUUCCACUUCAGACCUGACAUUUAAAAAAAAAUAAUAAUUACACUAUACUGUCUCGUUUACAGUAACAACAUUCGUGCUCUAACCUUCUCACCAAGAUUUGACGUGGAAUGUACUCACUAUACUUUGCUGGCUAAUUUAUUUUUUAUUUAUCUAACACUUUAUUUCACUUCUUAAUAGAGGUGGACUCUCCCAGACGUGAAGAGAUAUUCCUAUAGAUUGUGGAAAUACCGAAGGAUUAUGACCUGUGGCUCAAGUCAAGACGUUUAAAUGAAGCAGCAAACCUUUAAGAAGAAGAUUUUCUCUUUACACAUUAGAAGACUCAGUGCUACAUUUUGGUCUGUAGAGAUGUUUAGUUCGAUGUAGCACUGUUAUGAGAGUUUCUCUAAAAGCGUUCUUUUUCCAUUCUGUCUUCAGAGGAUAAAUGUAAAGAGCAGACAUGUGGGAGGAGAGAAAGAGACUAUUCUUGGGGGAGAUUAAAAAUUCAAGAUCACGAGUA